Brienomyrus brachyistius is the source of this 3943-nucleotide messenger RNA. RefSeq names its product DEP domain containing MTOR-interacting protein (gene deptor). The record is from RefSeq and is a predicted model, not a curated record. Gene Ontology annotation, biological process: negative regulation of TOR signaling; intracellular signal transduction. Gene Ontology annotation, molecular function: protein binding. Lineage: Eukaryota; Metazoa; Chordata; Actinopteri; Osteoglossiformes; Mormyridae. The transcript is spliced from 10 exons. The coding region runs from base 49 to 1428 and encodes 459 amino acids.
CGACGCUCCUUCCGAAGGACACUUUUCAGAGAGGAAAAAUAUCUACAUAUGCCACGCCUUGCUGGCCAACUCCCCCCGGUGACGGGGACCACAGGGCUGGCGCUGUUCAGACCUUUAACGGCGUGCUAUGCUGGGCCGGGCAGUAAACAUGUAGCUGGGAGCCUGGGGGUCCGCUCGUCCGAUUGCAUGCCUGCGAGAAUCGCUAACAACUUUCAUUUAAAGAGGCGCGGCGACAUGGACGGGAUCGGGAGCAGCAUGCAGAAGAAGGUUUCCGAAUUGGAGCGCAUGGCUGAAGUUCUCAUUACUGGGGAACAAUUGAGGCUCCGCCUCCAUGAAGGAAAGGUCAUCAAAGACCGGAGGCAUCACCUCAGAACCUAUCCCAACUGUUUCGUGGCCAAGGAGCUGAUCGAUUGGCUAAUAGAUCACAAGGAAGCCUCGGACCGUGAGACGGCCAUCAAGAUCAUGCAGAAGCUUCUGGAUCAAAGCAUCGUCCAUCACGUUUGCGACGAGCACAGAGAAUUCAAGGACAUUAAGCUCUUCUACCGUUUCCGGAAAGACGACGGGACCUUCCCCCUGGAUAACGAUGCGAAGGUUUUCCUGCGAGGACAAAGGCUCUACGAAAAGCUGAUGGGCAUGGAGCACAGCCCGCUGCAGAGCCGCGACGAGGACGGGGCCACCUUCGAGCGCUCGCUGGCAGGCUGCGACUUCGUAGACUGGCUGCUGCAGGAGGGCGAGGCGGCCAACAGGGCGGAGGCAGAACAACUGGGCCGCAGGUUACUGGAGCACGGGAUCAUCCAGCACGUGACGAGUAAGCAUCACUUCAUGGACGGGGGGCCUCUAUACCAGUUCAGGAUGAACUACCGGCGGCGACGCCGCCUGAUGGAGCUGCUGAACGGCCGGUGUCGCGCCAUCGCGGAGAGCCAGGACAGCCCCUUCUGCCUCCGCAAGCAGAACUCCGACGGGGGAAACACCAGCUUCCUCUCGGUGAGCCCCUCCAAAGAGAUCAGGGUGGUGUCGGCGGUACGGCGGAGCAGCCUGAGCAGCAGCUGCGGGAGUAGCGGGUACUACAGCAGCAGCCCCACCCUCAGCAGCAGCCCCCCCGUGCUGUGCAAUCCCAAGUCAGUGCUGAAGAGGAGAGUCAGCCCCGAGGAGCUGCAGACCCCCGGAGGCCCCUACAUAAAGAAGACAUUCACGAUUGUCGGUGACGCCGUGGGUUGGGGCUUUGUGGUCCGAGGCAGCAAGCCCUGCCACAUUCAGGCGGUCGACCCCAGUGGCCCAGCGGCAGCGGCAGGAAUGAAGGUCUGUCAGUUUGUCGUGUCAGUCAACGGGCUGAAUGUUCUCUCCCUGGACUACCGGACAGUCAGCAACCUCAUCCUGACCGGACCGCGCACCAUCGUCAUGGAGGUCAUGGAAGAUACGGAAUACUGAGCCCCCCCCCUCCCCGAGGGCAGGGCUGAGGGAAGAGUCCACAGACCGCCACGGUCAACAUCUGCUCACACCCCCGUCUUAGGUUUCACCACUUGAGGAACCAUCUCCCCCGAGUUCAGGGCGGUCAUCAGACUGGCGCCUCCCAGAGGGGGACGUAUGCAUAGCAGGCAGAGUGUUGGUCUGGCGUGACAUGUGUAUGCAGUGAUUGUGUAAAGUCAUGUGAUCUGCCUGUGAAACAGGGAACAUGACGAAAAAAAAACUGUUGUUGCUAAGGAACUAACCGAAAACCCAGAACUAAUUGUACGGUAUACCUACUGUAUAUUUAACAUUUUAGGGACACCUCUGUCAAAGUAGAGUAAGGGUUUCUUGAAGAAGCCCAUAACAUUAUUGGAUGUCAGAAAUGAAUAAUGCAAAGCCAAUGACGAUCGCACAGAAACGUGUAAGUGUGGCAGAGAUUAAGAUUAAGUUUAUUGAUCCCCUGGGGGAAAUUCUGGUUCAUGCAGCAGUAAAUACAUAGCAAGCAUGCAUAUAGUGCCAAACAGACAGGAUACAAAGAUAGUGCAAACAAAAUAAAGAGAGAUGUUUCCGGAAAGGUGUGGUGGUCGUCACUGUGCCGUUUCCAUCCGGUCUGUUCUGAAACAGGCACACUGGUAUGAUGGAGUCCGAUGCACCACAGACACGCCUUUCAGAUGCAGCUCAAAACGAGGCCCAGCGAGGCCCCAUGCUGAAGAUCCUAUCUCAGCGUGAAAUUAUAACCAUGUGACAAGACCAGUUCGGAAGCAAGGCUGUGAAAAGCCCAUUGUGUUUUCUGAGGGACCGAAGAGGGUGCAGUGGGAGGUAGGGGAGCAGUCUGAAGUGAAGGUACCAUUGUCAGUUGUCAUGGACCCCUCUGGUCUCGUGUAAUGUUAGCUGUCAAGGCAGGAAGAUGACUGGCAGUGCGAAUCUGCAAACGCUGCGAGGCUGAAUGCGACUCGCAAAGAGGGAUUUUAACCUUUGCAAGUAACGCAACGAAAUUCGCUAGAUGCUUAUAGCGCCCUCUCCUGUUCACGCCAGAACCAUCUUCUCGCUUAUAUUUUAGAGCGUAUCUUAUUGCUGAAAUUUGGUAGAGCAGGUAGUGCGUUAAUACUUUUUUAUGUUUCGCGUUGGUAAUAGUUACCAUAAAAUUACAGGACGAAAUGUUAAAGGCGAAUCAGUUACUCAGCGUGAUUAAUGUGUAUUGUAUGUAUUUUGUUGGGGAAAAAAAGCGUCUAAGUACUUUGCUAGAAAUGUACUUAGUUCCAGCAUGGAUGCGUAUUAUACAUUCAAAUAUUACUAAAUGUGAAGAGUACGAGUGAUAUUUGUAUAUAUCAAUGCUUAUGUGUAUGUACUGUGUAAACGUUACUGACACCAAGCACUUAUAAAUUUAACAUUCAGUGAUUUUCAAAAUCCUGAGUUUUUUUCCACCCGCGCACAAUACUGUACUGUAAUUAAUGAUACAGCGACUUCUUAGCCUGGCCUUAUAGGGAAGGUUUCUACACUAUGAUUACAGUUACAAAUGUUCAUUUUAGGUAUGCACGCCUUCAUUUAAGCAGUCAUUUAAUAAAUAUUUACCCUGCCAAAAAAUAAAAAGAAUAAAGCUUUGCUACAUAGAUCGAUAUCGUGUCAGUAGGUAGCAGUAGUAACGAAGAGAACUAAUGCUUUUAACCCUGAGUUUCAUGUCCAACAUCGCUGCAGAACAUCAUAGCAGUAAUUAGUAAUAUCAUUAGCAAUUCCAUUGGUAACUGUAGUAAUACCAUCGCUAGUAGCUGAUAGUACUGGCCUUUUUUAAGAUUUACGUAACAGUUCAAAAUGGGUUAGGGUGACAUUUUGUUUGACAUGAUUAACGUGUAAAUUAAAUUUUUAGACGUAUGAGUUUUUAUACCUGGUCUCUCUUUUUUUUUUACACGGCUGCUGAAUACAAUGUCUGUUUGGAUACAAGGUGGUACACAAACGUAGCACUUUUGUCCACCCUUUUACAAUAAACUGCUCUAAAUGUGGAAUCAGAGUACUGCUCGUUUUGACAAGGAGGCGUCUCAGCCUUGGCAUUGUUCUGGGUACGGAAGCAGGAAUCGCCGGUGUUUCGUUAAUGACCGCUGUCCAUCAUAUCGUGAUCAUAUCGAAUAUUCAUUUACAGCGCAGGUGAAGCAAGUGACAAAGCAGCACGGAUGACAAUCUGAUGCCCUUAAUAUUUGUAUACAGGGGAUAAAUUCCUUUGAAUGGUCACAACAGGUUGCCUUGGCAUGAAUAUCAAUGCAUGCAUUUGUAUAACUAAAUGAUAUAAACGUUUUUCUCGAUAUGUCUAAAUUUAAUCUGAUAUUGUACUUCACUGAUCUUUCUGGGAUGCAGUAUAUUACGAUGUUUGGAUCUCACUGACUCACUGUACUGUAUUCAGAUAUGAAGUCAUUCAUGUUUCGAGUUAAUUGUUAGGUGUUAAAUAUGGUAAUGAUUCAUAACUGCUCAUUAUUGCUCUUGCAAAUAAAUUCAGCAUUUAAAUUUC